GCACCUCGACACGAUCGAAACGACACUCACGCUGCUUGAAGCAAUGGAAAAACUGAGUCCGCACGUUGAGCCCAUGAGGAAGGACGUCCUGGUAAAGAAGAAGUGGUGCGAGAGGAAGUUGGAGAAGCUGCGAUCUAUUCGGAAGAUUGGCGGCGGGGAGAGCGAGGCGGAGGCGGGGAAUGAUUGGGGAAGGGAGACGUGAGGAUGCUGUUUUUCGUUUCACGGCGGCGGGUGGCAGCAUGUGUGUGACCUUGCAGCGAGAGGAGGAUGUGAAUGACGUCGCACGUGAAGAACCGUAUUUUAUCCUUCAAUGCAAUCUCCUCCCACGGUGUUACACCACUUGCGAGACACAUAAAACUAGGACCUUGCUCGCUACUCUUCCCCUCUCUCUCACCAAUACCUGUAUAUAUAUAUCGAAGCCAGAAUCCACAUCGAUCCCCUACACAACAUCUCUACUAGCAUCACAUAAGCGAUACGAAAUUACCAUGGGCGGCAAUACUAGCAAACCAUGCUAUAGCUUCUCCUGCUGGGACAAGCGCAGCAUCGACAUCCCGCACGAUGAGGUCCUCGAUGACUUGUACGGAAGCUGGGCUUCCUACGCCUUCUUCGUUCUGCUCCUCAUCUUGAUCGGUGCGGUUGGAUAUCUUGCUUGGGCUGUGAGGCAGGACGCGAAUGAGCGGCGGAUCUUACGACGGUGGAGGCAGGGGUUUGAGGCGAAUAUGGCACAAAAGAACAAGAUCGAGAAAAUCGAAGACCUGUUCGCUCAGCUAAAGAUAGAGGCGGGAGAUGAAGGAAAGUCCUCAAACACCAAUGAUCACAAUAUCACCUCAGUGACACGCGCCCCUGCAUCGGACUCAGACAAGAUGAAUGCCGACGAGAACGAGGACGGAAUGCCCCGGCUCAUGGAGAGGAGUAGCGUGCCCCGGUGGGAGUGGCUUGACGGGCUGAUAGCCAAACUUAAGGGAAGCGAAGAGAGUGGAGCAGAUGUGGCCGAUAUCCAAGAGUUGCGCAAGAGCGCGGCCCAUGCGGCCCCGACGACCGCUUCUCUCCUAACCGGCAUCGCAGACAUCCUCGAGUUUGAAAUGCUACACUUCGCUCCAGAUUAG
Messenger RNA from Trematosphaeria pertusa, 1106 nucleotides. RefSeq lists its product as uncharacterized. The transcript is spliced from 5 exons. The record is from RefSeq and is a predicted model, not a curated record. Lineage: Eukaryota; Fungi; Ascomycota; Dothideomycetes; Pleosporales; Trematosphaeriaceae. The coding region runs from base 180 to 1106 and encodes 308 amino acids.